CGGCUAUUAUUGUAGAUCAUCCCGCGAACACAAAAAAUCGUGUAUUUUAUCAAAUUAGCGUGAGUAUGAGGCAUUAAGUGAACACUUUCCUUUGCAAAUAAAGAAAUACUCACGACACAGCAUGCAGGAAUGAUGGAGAAUGUUUUUACAAGCCCCGAUUUUCAACUGAACUUUGUUCAAAGUGUGUGUGAGUUGUGGAGAAAUGGUAAAUUAUGUGAUGCUUCUAUUGAAGUUGGAAGUAGGGUGUUCAAGUUCCAUAAGGUUGUUUUAGCAAUAGCUAGCCCUGCAUUUGUGAACAUGGGUGAAACCAUUGCAUCUGACAAUAGACUGGUUAUACAGCUUCCAGUUGAAACCGAUAUUCAAGCAUUAGAGGCUGUGCUGCAGUAUAUUUAUGGUGGUGAAUUAAAACUGACACAAAGUACUGUAGAAACUGUGCGGAAAUUGGCAGAUAUGUUUAAAAUAUGCAAAAUUAUUGAAUUCUGUGAAAAAUUCCACUCGGAAUGUAGAGACAAGACUGAAAAUUCAAAUGGAAAUAUUGUAAUUAGUAAAAAAAAAAUACUGGAAUCAGAAAAGAAUGCACAGACCAAAACUCAUGGAUUAAAAGCAGGACUUAAACCCUCAAGGGGACGGGGAAGGGGUAGAAAGUUGCUUUGUAAGGAGUCAUUGAUAAAGGCUGGUGUAAAAACUAGUGAGGAAAGAACUGUUGCAUCAUCAAAAAAGGAUCAAGGAGCUAAUUUAACUUCAAAGGGUCAAGAUGAAAUAUUGUUGUCGAAGGGACGGGGUGGAAUAUUACCGGCAAGGGGGAGGGGGCGGGGAAGAGGGAGAGGUAGGGGUAGAGGAGGUAAAGCCCCUGUUUCAUCUUUACUUAGAGCAUGUAAUUUAAAAACUGAAUCAAAAAGUGAUGUUGAUCAAAUGGAAGACUAUGUGAUGAAUUUUACCGCACUAAAUGAUGCUUUGGAAGAAUCGCCAAGAAAGAGAAAAGCUAAAUUAAAGUCAGAACUGUUGACAAGUGCGAUUAUAGCAGAUAGUGAACAACCUACAGAAAGAAAUAAGUUGAAGGAUUUAUCACAAAAAGAAUCUGUUGAAGUAGAAUCUAAAAGUAGAAGUGAUGUAACACCAAGUAAACGUGGAAGGAAACCAGGAAGGAGAUCUACUUUGACAAGAGCAGAAAUACAAAGGGCUUAUAGAGCAAGAAAGUUCGCAAGAAUGAGUUCAGAUGAGUUGGAGGCAUUUCGGGAAAAAGAACGGCUGAGGAUUAGGGCUAGUACCCAGAAUGCUACGUCUCAUGCUGGUCGUGGUAAAGGGAGGGGUAGAAGGUUAAAGGUUUCGAAGAAAAGAGGACUUGAUCGAGGUGGAUCUAGCUUCAACAUAGACAUUGAGACAGAUGAGCUUGGUGCAAGUGAUAGUAAGUUUGAAGUUCAGGAGACAAUAAUAAAACAGAGAAAUACUGAGAGACAGAAGCGCUACAGAGAGCGUAAAAAGAACGACCCAGUCUGGCUGAAAAAAGAGGCUGAAAGAGUUCGAAGGAGAUAUGUUCCUGUAGCACAACUAAGUAAGAAAGAACAUGAAUUGAGACGUAUUAAGGAAACUGAACGCACUCGACUUUGGCGUUGGAAAAAGAAGCUGCAAAAAUCCCAGCUACCUAUUGAGAUGGUAAAAGAUGCUCAGAGUAUGGAUGACUUUAGUGGCAAGAUUUUUAUUUCCAGAAAUACAGAUGAAUCCAUAUAUGGUAACAGCGGACAAGUUGUUGAUGGGAGCACUGAAAUUAUUCAUACGGAUAGUGGAGACGCUAAUAUGGUAAAUAGUAUUAUAAACUCAAUGAAUGAUCAGUUCCAUUAUAUGCUUGGUGGAGAUGUUGAUGUGUCUGAUUUUGUUAAACAAGAAGCUGUAGAUCCAGAAUAUGAAAGUGAAGAUACUGCAUUAGUAUCUGUUAAUGAAUCACUGACUAGUGUAGAUUCCACUGGGAAUGAUUUAGAUGAAACAUUAAAUGAAACAGGAACAGGGAUGUGCAAUAAUGAAUUGAUUGAUAAAGACAGUGGUAAAGUUGUUGCAGAUGGACAUCAGUAUGCCAAUGCUGUAACUGAUACACAUACAAGUACAAUAGAGGAAAGUAUGGAUAUAAACCAAGAUGUAAAAGAAGCAGAGAGUGUUAUUGAAGAAACAAAUCUAGAAACAGAUGAAGUUGGUGAUUAUGUUAAUGACUUUCCUGUGGUGAGUGGUACUCUUGCAACAGGGAUACAGCAGCUAGAUAAUUCAGAGAACAGCUGAGCUGAUAUAUUUAUACAGUAGGAAUUUUCUUGCAUGUUUUACUAAUCAAUCAUCCUUUUGUUUCUUAAAUGAGAUAUUUACUACCUGUCUGAUUAUAUAUAGGGAAUGAUAUCUGUUUAUACUGUGUGAUGGUAUCACUGUAAGGUAAUUGCGUGCAGUUGUGACCCACCCAACUAGCUCAGUUGGUAGAGCACAAGACCAUGAAGCAAGAGGUCGCAAGUUUGAUCCCCAGGCGAGGUAUAUUUUCACUGUAACAGUUUGACAAAACAGAAUUGGCCUUCAGUCACAUGCUUCAUGUGGGAAUGUUGACUGCUGCUGGCCUGCAUUGGUAGUACUGGUACAGAUUUUGGGGAACAUUACAUAGCUGUUAUGUAGCUGAAAUACUUGUGAAGAAAUAAGUUAAACCAAAAUAAAACUAACAUAAAAAGUUUACGACAUUUCUAAUAUUUGAAACAGUGAUACAGAAGAGAGGGUAAUCUUCGUACUAACUUAAAGCAAAUUCAUAUUUGAGCAAGUAAGACUUCUGACCAUUAAAUUGUGAAAUGAAAAUCUUGAAAAAAACCAGUGUGUUACACAGACUGGUGGUAUUCCAAUUUUUCAUCAUCACUACAUUUUCUUUAAAGACGUAUAGGUAUAUGAGAUCAUAAUCAUCUGUCAAGCCGUAUAGCUAUUUUAGUGCCAUAUUAAGAUAAUCCA
Messenger RNA from Mercenaria mercenaria, 2964 nucleotides. RefSeq names its product zinc finger and BTB domain-containing protein 18-like. The transcript has 5 exons. Gene Ontology annotation, molecular function: DNA-binding transcription factor activity, RNA polymerase II-specific; RNA polymerase II cis-regulatory region sequence-specific DNA binding; protein binding. NCBI's taxonomy places the organism in Eukaryota, Metazoa, Mollusca, Bivalvia, Venerida, Veneridae. The record is from RefSeq and is a predicted model, not a curated record. Bases 130 to 2268 code for a protein of 712 amino acids. Gene Ontology annotation, biological process: regulation of transcription by RNA polymerase II.